This is a messenger RNA of Phalacrocorax carbo (great cormorant), 4298 nucleotides long. Lineage: Eukaryota; Metazoa; Chordata; Aves; Suliformes; Phalacrocoracidae. The record is from RefSeq and is a predicted model, not a curated record.
GGGCCUCACCAGCCCCACCUCCGAGCGGAGCGGGACGGAGCGGAGCGGAGGCGCUGCCAUGGUGGAGGCGGCGGUGCUAUGUCGGGUGCAGUACCUGGAGGACGCGGAUCCCUUCGGCUGCGGCAGCUUCCCGGAGCCGCGGCGAGCCCCGGUUUACGCCGUGGCGGAGGCGCUGGCUCUGGGGGCGCAGCUGCCCGCCCUGCACCGCCUGCUCGGGGCCCCGCUGCCGCUGGAGGAUUGCACGCUGCAGGUCUCACCCUCCGGACACUACCUGGACCUUGACUUGUCCCUGCUGGAGCAGAAGGACGAUCUGGAGGGUUUCUACGAGGAGGUCAGGAAGGGGAGACGGCCGACUCUGAUCCUGCGCACACAGCUCUCUGUCCGAGUCCAUGCUAUCAUUGAGAAGCUGUACAACUCACAGGGGCCAGAGCUGCGGCGAUCCCUCUUCUCCCUCAAGCAGCUCUUUCAGGAGGACAAGGACCUGGUGCCAGAGUUUGUGAACCUGGAAGGGUUGACGUGCCUGAUCAAAGUGGGGGCAGAGGCUGACCAGAACUACCAGAAUUACAUCCUUCGGGCCUUGAGCCAGAUCAUGCUCUUCGUGGAUGGGAUGCAGGGUGUCAUCAACCACAACGAGACUGUCCAGUGGCUGUACACGCUGUCGGGAAGCCCAUUUCGCCUGGUGGUGAAGAUGGCGCUUAAGCUGCUGCUGGUGUUUGUGGAAUACACGGAGCCCAAUGCCCUGCUCCUCAUCCAUGCCAUCAAUGCCGUGGACCAGGCGAGAGGCACGUGCCCAUGGUCCAACCUGAUGGCCAUCCUGGAGCAACGCAACGGAGCUGACACGGAACUGCUGGUGUUUGCCAUGACGCUGAUCAACAAGACGCUGGCAGCCCUCCCAGACCAGGACACCUUCUACGACGUGACGGACUGCCUGGAGCAGCAGGGCAUGGAGCGGGUGGUGCAGCAGUACCUGGGCAGCAAGGGCACUGACCUCGACUUGAAGCAGCAGUUCAUGCUCUAUGAAAGUUCUCUCAAGCUGGAGGAUGAUGUGGAAGAGCUGCCCUCGGGGGGACGCAAGGAGCGGAGGAGGACAGAUGAGGGCCGGCGUGGGUGGCGAUCCCAGGGUGGCUGCCUGGAGCCCAGCCUUGAUGCUCAGCCACUGCUGGAGUCUUCUGGCACCCCAAAGAAGCAGCCCCCCAGCAAGGAUACCCUGGCUGUCCCCACACCGAGCAGCCUGGCAGGACCCUGUUCCAGCAGCAUCUACAACAGUGCAUCCAGCGUGCGGCUGGCCCUGGGCUCCCCCUCAGCUAAGAAGGAGCAGCUCCUAGGCCCAGGCGAGCGCAGUGUCUACAAGCUGCACCAAACUGCUCCUGUCUGGCAGGAGGAUGCCCCCUCCUUGCAUGGGGACAAGCCUAUUUUGAGGAAGUUUGAAGCUCGCUUCUUGGAGAACCUGGCUGCAGCCCAGAAGGAGAAGAUAUCUUCCAUGGCGAAAGGACGGCUUGAUGUCCUCGGGGAUGCUGCGCUGGAGCAUCCCACUGCUCUCACAUGGGACAGGGACAGUGGCACCCCUGAGCCUGGGAUGGAGCUACCCAGCAUAAGGUCUCGCCUGGCUCAGCUGGACACCACUGACUCCUGCAGCACCAUCUCCUCUGACACCAAGUUUAUGCUGGACAUGCUCUACGCCAAGGGCUCCUCAGAGCCAGGGAGGGAGAAGGUCUUCCCAGAGGUCCUGUCAUCCCCCCUGGUCCAGGGUGAGGUGGAGAUGAAUGCUGAGGGAGGUGGUGGCCAGGAGCAGGAGAGCACCUGGCUCCAUGGCAGGGCUCCAGACAGGCCAGUGGCCAGUGCCCACACAAAGCUGGCGUGUGCUAUGUCCAGUGUAGAUGCUGAGACCCACACACAGAAGCUGGAGGGUACCGGGAUGAUGCCCAUCAAGAAGGACGUGGAGCUGACAUGGGAGCGUCUGGAGGCCAGCCCCAUGCAACUGAAGAUCAAGGACCUGGACUUUACUGAUCUGGGCGAAGAAGAUGACUUUGACAUCCUGGACACGGGGCCCAUGGCCAAUGGCUCCUUCCUCCCUCCCAGCAUCGAAGCGAAGAAUGCUGGAGCUCUUAUGGUUCCCCCUCCACCUCCUGCCAUCCCUGGCGGCCCUCCACCUCCACCUCCUGCCAUCCCUGGCGGCCCUCCACCUCCACCUCCUGCCAUCCCUGGCGACCCUCCACCUCCACCUCCUGGCAUCCCUGGCGACCCUCCACCUCCACCUCCUGCCAUCCCUGGCUGCCCACCACCUCCACCUCCACCUCCUGCCAUUCCCGGCUGCCCGCCCCCACCAGGGCUGCCAGGCCUCUCAGCAAUGGAUGGCCCCUCCCAGGCCAAGAAGAAGAGGACAGUAAAGCUCUUCUGGAAGGAGCUGAAGCAGCUGAAUCUCACUGUGGGGGCGGGCAGGUUUGGCCAGGCGACGCUGUGGGAGUCCCUGCAAAACGUUGAGGUCAAUUCUGCCAAACUGGAGCAUCUCUUUGAGUCACGGUCAAAGGAAGUGCCAACUUCGAAGAAGGCCAUUGAUGGGAAGAAGGUGGUGAUCGUGCUGGACCCCAAGAGGAGCAAUGCAAUCAACAUUGGUCUCACAGUGCUGCCACCUGUCCACAUCAUCAAGACGGCCGUGCUCAACUUCGACGAGUUUGCAGUCAAUAAGGAAGGGAUUGAGAAAAUCCUGACCAUGGUCCCAACCGAGGAGGAGAAGCAGAAGAUCCAGGAGGCCCAGCUGGCCAACCCUGAUGUGCCCUUGGGCUCUGCAGAGCAGUUCCUGCUUGCCCUGUCUUCCAUCAGUGACCUCACGGCCAGGCUCCAGCUCUGGGCCUUCAAGCUGGACUACGAGAGCCUGGAGCAGGAGAUUGCAGAGCCUCUCUUUGAUCUGAAGGUGGGAAUGGAGCAGCUGGCCAGAAACCACACCUUCAAGUGCAUCCUGGCCACGCUGCUGGCCAUGGGCAACUUCUUGAACGGCUCCCAGAGCAGAGGCUUUGAGCUGGGCUACCUGGAGAAGGUCUCGGAAGUGAAGGACACGGUGCACCGGCAGUCCCUGCUCCACCAUCUUUGCCAGAUGGUGGUAGAGAAGUUCCCAGAAACCACUGACCUCUACUCAGAGAUUGCCUCCAUCACCCGCUCCGCCAAGGUUGACUUUGAUGAGCUGGCCAACAGCCUGGUGCAGCUGGAGCGGAGGUGCAGGGCCUCCUGGGACAACCUGAAAGUGAUUGCCAAGCACGAGACCAAGCCAGUGCUGAAGAGCAAGCUGACGGACUUCCUCAAGGACAGCACCCAGCGCAUUGUCGUCCUGAAGGUGGUGCACAGGCGCGUCCUCAACAGGUUUCACUCCUUCCUGCUGUACCUGGGGUACCCGGCAAGCGCGGCACGGGACGUGAAGGUGACGCCUAUCUGCAAGCUGCUGCGGGAGUUUGCCCUGGAGUACCGCACCUGCCGGGAGCGCGUCCUUCAGCAGCAGAAGAAACGGGCUGCCCACCGCGAGCGCAACAAGACCCGAGGGCGACUCAUCACUGAGACCGAGAAGUUCUCUGGCAUCACCGAGGCUACUUCGCCACCUGCCGUGGUGUCCAGUGGCCCCGAGGAGCAGAUGGAAGCAGGUCACGAAAGCAUGAAAAGCCUGCUGACCUCCCCCAUGGACACCCCUGCCCGCCGCAGCCGGGGCAGCCGGGGGACAGGGCACACCACCCCGGCCCAGGGCUCUCCAGCCCAGGAGGACGUUGCCAGCUCCCCAGACGAUGCUUCGGAUGAAAUCAUGGACCGGCUGGUGAAAUCAGUGACUCACAAUGCGAACCCCCGGCCAUGCGCGAACAAGGAGCGCAGGAGGUCCCGUGGUAAUAGGAAGUCCUUGAGGCGGACGCUGAAGAGUGGGCUCAGCGAUGAACUGGUGCAGGCACUGGGCCUGGGGCAGGCACCUGGCAUGGACGUUUGAGGGGCCUGAGGGGGCUUGUGCUGCUCCCCACUGCUGGCAGCCCCAGGGCAGGAAGUGGGGCAGCCCCUGACGCUCCAGGACUGGCAUGCUCUGCACCCUUGGUUUCGCCUUGCUUUUCCCUGCUGGCCUCCAGCUUCUGAAGGUGCAGGCACAGGAUGGAAGUGAUGCCGCGGAGCUGGUGGCCGGGAUGGAGGAUGCUCAGCACCCGUGCAUGGAUGUGGAGGCUCAGGGUUCAUCUUCUCAACAGUAUUAGAGGGUUCUAGAGGCUGGACCCAGACGCCCUUGGAGAACUGGGUCUGGCCCUUGGCUGAUGUGGUAAUAUAGUGAACUGACUUCC